UCGUCCUCGACCACCCUGAUUAUAUGCUCGACUAGGGAUCAAUUCUUGAUCCGAUUGCUCGCUACCACUCGUCCAGCAAGGGGAGAGAACACCAGGCAUCACCAUCGACUCUAUGGCAAAACAAUCGAGCUGCUUUCUAGAUCUAGUCGGAUUAGAGUGUUGUUCUGCCCAACCUUGCAGAAUCUACGCGCUUGUCUAGCCGUGAUAGGAACCCAGCGUGUUAUUCAAGAGAACAAAAUGCUUUAUGAAAAGACCGAAGCACGGCCCCUUAUGGCGGUUCUUGAUCCGCUUUCCCUUCAUGUCCCAACCACGGAAUUUUCUGCGCAAGGUCUAUCCAGAACCUUCGCAGCUCUCGCAGAGACCUCCUUCAAAGCAGGCAUGAACCUGAUUCUGUGCGAAUGCCAGGAUUCAACGCCUCCUGAUUCCUCACUGUGGAAUAUGCAAGUACCCUUGCUCAAUAGUACUGUGCGGGUUUCUGAAGAAACAGCCCUCUUCAGACGAACUGUACCCGUAAAACGUGUCGCAGAACGUUGGUUCGAGUUC
Aspergillus saccharolyticus JOP 1030-1 is the source of this 543-nucleotide messenger RNA. RefSeq lists its product as uncharacterized. The record is from RefSeq and is a predicted model, not a curated record. The transcript has a single exon. The annotation marks the transcript as partial. Lineage: Eukaryota; Fungi; Ascomycota; Eurotiomycetes; Eurotiales; Aspergillaceae.